This is a messenger RNA of Paramecium sonneborni, 779 nucleotides long. Lineage: Eukaryota; Ciliophora; Oligohymenophorea; Peniculida; Parameciidae. The record is from the annotation of a GenBank genome assembly.
AUGGAUUUUGACAAAGAAUCCAUUUUAACAAAAUUUCAAAAUUUGUGUAAAUAAUAAUAAAUGGAAACCAUCUAUUUAGGUUAUUAACCUUAUGAUUAUUUAUUAUUAUUUAAUCAUUCAUAAUUCUAUUAUAAUUCAAGUAUAUUAGAUGAUUAAUUAUAAAUAUAAUCAUAAAACAUAACUGGAAAGCUUUAUGAUUUAGAACUUGAUAGAGGGAAAAAUCCAACAUUUUUAAUAAAUGAAGGCACAUUGAAAUUUACUUGCAAAAUAAAAAAUUUAAUUAAUUUGUUAAGGUUGAAUAUAUUGGAAAAUCAAACAUUACGAAAUAUAAAGGAGAAUUUGCAAAUAAAAAGUAUAAAUAAAAUGAAUCAAAUAAAAUAAAUUGUUAAAAAUCAUUAAGCGUACCAAUAAGAAAAAUUCUUAAUUAUGAUGCUACAAAUGUGAAUUUAUUAAAUAAAGAUUAUUAAAAUAAAAAUAAAUAAUAUGAUGAAAAAAAACUGAAUAUUGGUUGAAAUAGAAAAAAAAUUUCAACAGAGGAUAUAAAAAUUUUAAAAUAAAAUGGAAAACUAACAAGUAGUAUUAUAGAUAGUUAUGUCUUUUAUUUAAAUUUAUAAAGCGAAAUGAGUAUUUUUAAAAGGAUGGAGAUAAAUCCAGAUAAUAGAAAAAUUGUUUUUCUUGACAACUACUCUAACAACUAAUUUUGGAGAAAAUUACUCGUUAGAUAAAGCAAAGGAACUAUUCAAAAUAGAAUUACUUUAAUUUUAAGAAAUGAAUUAUGA